CUUUGUCUAUGCAUUAUAUACUGUCACCACUAGGAGAGACCUAUGGAAUAGGUUGUCUUCUUUUGCUGGGAAUAUGGCUAAGCCUUGGGCUUUACUUUGGGACUUUAAUUGUGUCAUGGCCUCCAAUGAAAGAGUCAACUGCAUGAGUCAAGGUGCUUAUUAUAUGACUGAUCUUCAAAAUUUUAUCUCCUCUAAUUGUUUAGAGGAUGCCCCAUCCAAUGGGCAGUUUUUCACUUGGCAUAAAGGGAAGAAGCUUGCAAAGCUUGACAGGGUGUUGAUCAACCAAAACUGGGGAGAGUCAGGAUGGGCCCCCUCUUGUGAUUUCCUAGAUUUUAACCAUCUAUCUGAUCAUAGUCCUAUGUUACUGCAGUGUGGUAGCCCCUCUUCUGGCAGGAGCAAAACCUUCAGAUUCUUCAAUAUGUGGCUAAAACAUGAGGACUUCUCUGGCUUGGUUUCUCAGUCUUGGGGUACUGGGGUUAUUGGGUCAAAGCAGUUCUCCUUAUGCUCUAAACUUAAACGCCUCAAACAACCUCUGAAAACCCUAAACAAAACUGCUUUUGGACACAUCUCUAGAAGAGCUUUGGAAGCAAAGGAGGAUUAUAGUUUGGCUAUGAAGGAGAUCCUAAGUGCCCCAAAUAAUCAGAGUUUACUGGAUGCUGCUGAGGUUAAGAGGAAAAAGGCUAAUUUCCUUAUGAAUGCUGAAUUGGAAUUUUUUCAACAAAAGGCCAAGUGUGAUUUUCUUAUGAAAUCUGACAGGUGCAUUAGCUAUUUCCACUCUCUGGUCAAGAAAAACAGAAAGAAAAACUCUGUCCCUUUCCUGAUCAAAGAGGAUGGUGCUAAAACUACCUCCAAUGUGGAGGUGGUGGGAUGUCUCUUGGAUUUCUACACAAAUCUGUUUGGUAGUUCUUCUCCUGUGGAACCUAUUGAUGGUGAAGUGUUGGCUGCUGGACCUACUGUCCCUACAUCCUAUCACUCUGUUUUGCUAGCUGAGAUCACCCUUCAAGAGGUCAGGGAUGUGGUCUUUGAGAUUGGAAAUGACAAGGCACCAGGGCCAGACGGGUACACUGCAGCCUUUUACAAGGAUCAGUGGUCAGUGGUUGGCCAAGAUGUCUAUGAUUCUGUUGUAGAAGCCAAGGAGGGAGUUUUCAAUUAUCACAAGGACUGUGCUGCUUUGGGGAUAACACACUUGGCCUUUGCUGAUGAUCUUAUGUUGUUCUCUCGUGGUGAUCUUCCCUCUGUGCAAGUGCUUAUGGACUGUUUGCAACAUUUUACUAAUGUCUCUGGGUUGGCCUUGAAUCCUACUAAGUCCAAUAUCUUCAUUUCUGGGAAAAACAGGGACACUAGUCAGGAGCUACUGGAUUUGGUUUCUUUCCCUCGUGGUCAACUACCUGUGAGAUACUUGGGUCUCCCUUUGGCUUCACAAAGGAUCUCAGAGAAUGACUUUGCACCCCUCUUCAAAUCCGUGAAUGGAUUUCUGUCCAAAUGGAAGACUAUGAAGCUCUCUUAUGCUGGGAAGGUGGAACUGAUCAGGGCAGUUAUCCAAGGGGUCCAAUCCUUUUGGCUCCAAGCCUUCCCUGUCCAAAAAUAUGUACUUGAUCGUAUCACUUCUCUCUGCCGGGAAUUCCUUUGGGGUAGCAGAUUUGCCAAAGUUGCCUGGACAGAUAUUUGCAAACCCAAAGCAGAAGGUGGUCUUGGCCUCAAAGAUGCUGGUACUUGGAAUAAUGCCUUAUUGUGUAAGCUUCUCUGGAAUCUGGCAGCCAAGAAGGAUUCACUUUGGGUUAGGUGGGUUCAUGCUGUUUAUGUUACACAGGGUGAUUUUUGGCAUUGGCAACCUAAAAAGAGACACUCUGUUUUCUUUAAAAGGUUGGCCUAUGUGCGAGAGCUUUUGAUUCAAAAGCUUGGUGACCACAACUUCUCUAUGGAUGUGGCUAUGCAACCUUAUUGUGUGGGAGAAAACCUUGUUCCACGCAAGGUCUAUGAUUUGUUUAGGGUAAAGUCCAGCCCCAAGCCAUGGAUGGCUUUCAUAUGGCAUUCAACAAUUCCUCCUAAAUGCUCUUUUACGAUGUGGUUAGCGUUUAGGAGGAGGUUACCCACCAAAACCAACUUGGAGUUUCUUAGCCAACCCAUGGAUUGUACCUUCUGUAGCCAGGCUUUGGAGAAUGUAGAUCAUCUUUUCUUUGGCUGUUGUGUCACUGAGCAGGUUUGGCUACGUAUUCAGGGUCAGAUAAGUACUUUGGACAGGGCUCUUCGAUGGAUGAAAACUUUUAGAAAGGGCGAUGCUCUUUUGAAGAAAACCAGGAGGAUUGCGUUGGCUUGCACGGUGUUUCAAAUCUGGAAACAUAGGAAUGCUGUCCUUUUUGAUCGAAAACCUCUUGAUGUUGAGGCCAUUAUCUGCUUCACAUUUCUUGCAUAUGAGUCGAUGAGUCUGCAUGUAAGAGAUGAAUCUGGGAGCUUUUGGGAGGAGCUCGACAUGGAUCAGUACCUCGGUAGCAUUUUCAGCUUUCACCCGCAUUGUAUGUGCGCCACAAUCAACCACAGCUUGGUUAGUAGUGACCCAAUCCAUGCCCAAGAUGACGUCAAAUUCUCGAUGUGGAAGCUCAAUCAGAUUUGCAGGGAAACUCAUCCCUUGCAUUACUAUCGGGAAAUUGGAAUAAAUAUGGCUGAGGCCUAGACUCUGUCCUAAUGGAUUAGACAAAAUCACAGGAUUCUCCAGGUUCUCUCUCGGAAUAUUCGACAAAGCAAACAUGGAUGCACACAAAUACGACAAGGUAGAACUUGGGUCAAUCAAAGUAGAUAUGGAAG
Molecule: messenger RNA, 2802 nt
Organism: Cuscuta campestris
Lineage: Eukaryota; Viridiplantae; Streptophyta; Magnoliopsida; Solanales; Convolvulaceae
Source: the annotation of a GenBank genome assembly